Molecule: messenger RNA, 813 nt
Organism: Fulvia fulva
Lineage: Eukaryota; Fungi; Ascomycota; Dothideomycetes; Mycosphaerellales; Mycosphaerellaceae
Product: Phosphomannomutase
Exons: 2
Coding region: 1-813 (270 amino acids)
Biological process (GO): GDP-mannose biosynthetic process; mannose metabolic process; protein N-linked glycosylation
Cellular component (GO): cytosol
Molecular function (GO): phosphomannomutase activity
Source: RefSeq, a predicted model, not a curated record
AUGGCUACCGUCACGAUCAACACGAUACCUCCCAUCAACGAGCGUCCGAUCAAGAACACUGUGGUCCUCUUCGAUGUCGACGGCACGCUCUCACCAGCGCGUCUGCAUGCCUCGCCAGAAAUGCUCCAACUGCUCUCCGACCUUCGCCGAAAAGUCGCAAUUGGUUUCGUCGGCGGAUCCAAUCUCGUAAAGCAACAAGAGCAACUCGGCACCUCAGCAAUCAACGUCACCACCCUCUUCGACUACUGCUUCGCCGAGAAUGGUCUCACCGCAUACCGCAUGGGCCAGCAGCUCCCCAGUAACAGCUUCAUCCAGUGGAUCGGCGAGGACAAGUACAAGAAGCUAGUAAACUUCUGCCUCCACUACGUCGCCGACCUCGAUAUCCCAGUCAAGCGUGGCACCUUCGUCGAGUUCCGAAACGGCAUGAUCAAUGUCAGCCCAGUCGGCAGAAACGCCAGCACACAGGAGCGAAACGAUUACGAGAAGUUUGACCUAGAGCACAAGAUUCGGGAGAAGUUUAUCGCGGCGUUGAGGAAGGAGUUCCCAGAUAUCGGUCUGACAUACUCGAUCGGUGGACAGAUUUCAUUCGACGUGUUCCCAACAGGUUGGGAUAAGACAUACUGCUUGCAGCAUUUGGAGAAGGACAAGGACCUGCCAGAUGGUGUGGACUUCAAGACGAUCCACUUCUUUGGUGACAAGGCGUUCAAGGGUGGUAAUGACUACGAGAUCUAUGAGGACUCGAGGACUGAGGGACAUUCGGUGAAGAACCCAGAGGAUACCAUGAAGCAGGUCAAGGAGCUGUUUGGUCUGUGA